Molecule: messenger RNA, 2965 nt
Organism: Gavialis gangeticus (Gharial)
Lineage: Eukaryota; Metazoa; Chordata; Crocodylia; Gavialidae
Gene: METTL25B
Product: ribosomal RNA adenine dimethylase domain containing 1
Exons: 8
Coding region: 498-2480 (660 amino acids)
Source: RefSeq, a predicted model, not a curated record
ACGGGAUGACGUCAUUCCGGCGGCGCGCCACCCUGUGGCCAUGAUGUCUCAGUAGUGUCUGGCGGGGUGGGGGCUGAUGAUGUCAUCUCCGUGUGGUGUCACAGUGUGAUGUCCUCACAGUGCACUGGGGGUGAUGUCAUAGCAUCGCAUCACUGGCAGUGCAUGCUGGGAAGCAGGCCGGUGAUGUCACGUCAACAUGGUGUCGCAGCCUGACUUCAUUGCAGUUUCCAGUGGGGUGAUGGCAUAGUAUGACAUAGCUGCAGGGGCACCCUUUCGAGUAGGCUUGAGAUGCCAUAUGGCUGUGAUGUCAAGGCAUGGCAUCGUUGCGGUAGACUGUGGGGUGAUGUCAUACUAAGACAUUGCUGCAGCGCACCCUGGCAAGGAGGCUUGUGAUGUCAUAUCACUGCGAUGUCACAGCAUUGCAUUGUUGCAGUACACCGUGGAGGUGAUGUCAUAGUAUCACAUUGCUCCAGGGCACCCUGGCGAGGAGGCUUGCUAUGUCAUACUACUGUGAUGUCACAACCUGGCAUCAUUUCAGUGCGUGGUGGGGUGAUGUCACACUACCACAUGGCUGCUCUGCCUCCAGGGGAAGAAGCCUGAGCCUUGUCACGGCACUGAGCCCCUGGUGCCAUCAUGGUACCACGGGCUGUUACGGUGUCACCGCGGGAGGCGUGACAUCACCACCAACAGACAGGUGCCCGCAGUGCCUCACUCGCGUAGGGCCCGUGCCCCUGCCAGCCCACGUCUGCUCUGUCUCCCUGCCCAGGACCCCUCCGCUCUCCCACAGCCCCAUGGCAGCUCCCGACCGGCCCCUGUCCUUGGAGCAGCAGCUGGCAGCGAGCAUCGCCCGCGUCCUCUCCCGCUAUCACUUCCUCCUGGACUCCUUCGUCAUCGAGUUUUUCACGAAUGACCAGUGGGCAACAUUGCCUCCUUCCUGGCAGGACGUCCUGGCUGAUCUGCCCUCCCCGCAACUGGCUGCUCUGCUGCUGGAGAAGGCAAACUUGGAGGAAGCAAGUUACAGCAUGGUGUGGCCGCUGUCUUUGCUGGCCUUCAAAGCCACAGCACACGCCCUAGCGCUGCCCCGGGCACAUUGCAGUGGGGCCAAUGGCAGGCCUGAGGAGUUCCAGGAGAACCUGUGCCAGAGCGCCCGGCUCCACCCUGUCUUCCGCAAGCACGUCAAGCCCAAGAAGCAGCACGAGAUCUGGCAGCUGGGCAAGCUGGUGAAGCGGCUGAGUGAGCUUGCCCAGUGCGACCACAUCGUAGAUGUUGGCUCUGGCCAGGGCCACCUGUCCCGCUUCCUAUCCUUUGGCCUUGGCCUACCCGUCACUGCUGUCGAGGGCAACAAGCACCUGGUGGACACAGCGAAGAGGUUCGACCGGGAGCUGGUGCAGGCGCUGAAGAAGGAGCAAGCGCGGGGGGGCAAGGCUGUGCGGGAGCUGUCUCUCCGUGGCCCGAGCCACGUGGCAGGCUGGGUCGACCCCCAGGCACCGUGGCCAGAAUUCCUCCUCCUGCUGCAGCCUGGAGUGGACAUGAGCCACCCUCCUACAGCAGCCGCCUGCGCCGGCCCCCCAUCCCUGGAGCCAGGGAUGAGGACCCUGCCCAUGGUGCUCAGCAGAGAUGUGGCUCAGCCAGGUAGGGCCACAGCGGAUCCCAUGGGUGCCAGGAGCCACAUAGGCACUGGUGUCCCCAUUGGGCACCUCCAGGAGCCGAGCCAGCCAGCAGAGCAUCCUCCAGCCCCAGGCAGGGUGCUGCUGACGGGUCUACAUGCCUGUGGCGACCUCAGCGUGACCCUGCUCCGCCACUUUGUCCACUGUCCCCACGUGGCUGCCAUCACCUCCGUAGCCUGCUGCUACAUGAAGCUUAGCACCCGUGAGACCCCCGUCCCACCGGGCCUUGUCCUGCCACCCACUGUGCCCCCAGCCACGUAUGGUUACCCACUGAGUGCCUGGGUGGCCGGGCUGCCAGGCCACACACUGUCCUACAAGGCCCGGGAGGGGGCCUGCCAUGCAGCUGAGGACUAUGGGCAGCGCCUGCGGAGCCAGAGCCCCGGGCUGCGGGCACACUGCUACCGGGCCGUGCUGGAGACCCUCAUCCGUGCAGCCGACCCCAGCAAGCAGCGCCUGGGCGUGCAGACCAUCCCUGGGGCCCACUGCCUCUCCUUCCACGAGUAUGCACGGCUGGGCCUGGCCCGCGUGGGACUGGACCCUAGCACCCCCCUGGAUGUGGCCCAUGUGGAUGCCCUGCUGCGGCGAGAGCAGCAGGUGAUUGCCUACUUCACCCUGGCACUAUUGCUGGCCCCAGUGGUGGAGAGUCUCAUCCUGCUGGACCGCGCCAUCUACCUGCAGGAGCAAGGAUUUCAGUGCAGGCUCAUCCCCCUCUUCGACCCCCAGUUCUCCCCCCGGAACCUAGUGCUGGUGGCUGCCAAGGCCCAGUCAGCCUCAGCCCUGUCCACUCUGGUGGAGGACGAUAGUGAGGGCUAGGCUUCAUGGCUGGACUAGGGAAACACAUGCGACUGGCUCUGGGGAGGAGCACAGGAGCCGUACAGCACCACACAGAGCCUCUGCCAGAAGAAAAGGGGGCUGGGUAAGCAGCAGGGUAAGACCUCGUGGUCCCAGUGAAAACCUGCACAGGAGCAGGAUGGGACCCAGGCAUUCACUGCCAGGAGCUCCAGGCCCUGCAGCCAUGGGCACUUGGGCUCUUAACAUGGCCUUGCCACCCCUGGAGGGCCUGCGUGGCCUUAGCUCCAGGGCCUGCUGGGCUGAGCUGGCAGCUGCAUUCGCAGCCGGUAACCUAUUAUUUUCCAGUGCUGUGUCUGGAAGGAGAUGGCUGAGCUCAUGCUUGACACCAUGGGCAUGGCCCGAGCUCUGUGCCCAUCCUCCUCUGCUUUGGGUCAGGCAGCUGAUUUGUGAUGCCUGUGCUCAGAGCUGCAUCUGGUCCCCACAAUAAAGGACUCACAACCCCUCUC